Podarcis raffonei (Aeolian wall lizard) is the source of this 4157-nucleotide messenger RNA. It is a transcript of the gene HDLBP, whose product is annotated as high density lipoprotein binding protein. Bases 227 to 4030 code for a protein of 1267 amino acids. Gene Ontology annotation, molecular function: mRNA binding. The record is from RefSeq and is a predicted model, not a curated record. Gene Ontology annotation, cellular component: nucleus; cytoplasm. The transcript has 28 exons. NCBI's taxonomy places the organism in Eukaryota, Metazoa, Chordata, Lepidosauria, Squamata, Lacertidae.
AGGAAAAGGAUGGGGGGAGGAGUUUCCCCCUUUAUCUUGGCGGGUCACGCACAAUCCCUUUCCUUUACCAAGAUGGCGGCUGGUCCUUCGUAUUCGGCAUAGCUGUGCUGCGAGCCCAUGCGAGAAGCUGGCAGGCUGACAAACAGGCAGCUCACAGGACGGACUUUCUGGCUACUGACCAUUUAGCUGUGGCAUACCCGGAUUGUGCGUGGGUGGGAAAUCGACCAUGAGCUCCGUGGCAGUUUUGACCCAGGAGAGCUUUGCUGAACAUCGCAGCGGCCUUGCUCAGCAGCAAGUGAAAGUUGCAGCUUUAAAUGCUGAAGAAGAAAAUGACCCUCCAACUUACAAGGAUGCCUUCCCUCCUCUCCCUGAGAAAGCAGCAUGUUUGGAGCCAGCCCAGGAACCUGCUGGUGCCUGGAGCAAAAUCCGACCAAUCAAGGCUUCUGUCAUCACUCAGGUGUUCCAUGUGCCGCUGGAAGAGAGGAAAUACAAGGACAUGAACCAGUUUGGGGAAGGGGAGCAGGCCAAAAUCUGCUUGGACAUCAUGCAGAAGACGGGAGCUCACCUGGAGCUGUCUCUCGCAAAGGAUCAGGGACUCUCGAUCAUGGUCUCUGGCAAGCUAGAAGCAGUGAUGAAGGCUCGAAAGAAGAUCGUAGCUCAGCUUCAGACACAGGCUUCAGCAACGGUGCCCAUUCCCAAGGAGCAUCAUCGCUUUGUCAUUGGCAAAAGUGGAGAGAAGCUGCAGGACCUUGAGCUCAAAACUGCCACUAAGAUCCAGAUCCCCCGCCCGGAUGACCCCAGCAACCAGAUCAAGAUCACCGGCACCAAGGAAGGGAUUGAGAAGGCGCGGCAUGAGAUCCUGCUGAUCUCUGCUGAGCAGGAUAAGCGUGCAGUUGAAAGGUUGGAGGUGGAGAAGGUAUAUCAUCCCUUCAUUGCUGGCCCUUUCAACAAGCUGGUCGGUGAGAUCAUGCAGGAGACAGGGACACGCAUAAACAUCCCACCUCCCAGCGUCAACAGAACGGAGAUAGUCUUCACUGGAGAAAAGGAGCAGCUGGCCCAAGCAGUUGCUUGUGUUAAGAAGAUCUACGAGGAGAAGAAGAAGAAGACUACCACCAUUGCUGUGGAGGUGAAGAAGUCCCAGCAUAAGUACGUCAUCGGUCCCAAAGGGAACUCCCUGCAGGAGAUCUUGGAGAAAACUGGAGUCUCGGUCGAGAUACCACCCACAGACAGCAGCUCAGAGACUGUGAUACUGCGUGGCGAACCUGAAAAGCUUGGGCAGGCACUGACUGAAGUCUAUGCCAAGGCCAACAGUUUCACAGUCUCCUCUGUCUCCGCCCCCUCUUGGCUUCACCGUUUCAUCAUUGGCAAGAAAGGGCAAAACCUGGCCAAAAUCACCCAGCAAAUGCCAAAGGUUCACAUAGAAUUCACUGAAGGAGAAGAUAGAAUCACUCUGGAGGGACCCACUGAAGAUGUCAACAUGGCUCAAGAACAAAUCGAGAACAUGGUCAAGGAUCUGAUUAACCGGAUGGAUUAUACUGAAAUCAAUAUUGACCAUAAAUUCCACAGACAUCUCAUUGGAAAGAGUGGAGCCAACAUCAACAGGAUUAAGGAUCAGUACAAAGUGUCUGUGCGAAUCCCUCCAGACAAUGAGAAGAGCAACCUCAUCAGAAUUGAAGGAGACCCUCAGGGAGUUCAAGAGGCCAAGAGAGAGCUGCUGGAACUUGCAUCGCGUAUGGAAAAUGAACGCACAAAGGACCUGAUCAUUGACCAGAAAUUCCAUAGAACUAUCAUUGGGCAGAAGGGUGAACGGAUUCGGGAUACCCGGGAUAAAUUUCCAGAGGUUAUUAUCAACUUCCCAGAUCCUUCACACAAGAGUGACAUUGUCCAACUUAGAGGACCCAAGAAUGAGGUGGAAAAAUGCACAAAGUACAUGCAGAAGAUGGUGGCAGAUCUGGUUGAAAACAGCUACUCCAUUUCAGUUCCCAUCUUCAAACAAUUCCACAAGAACAUCAUUGGGAAAGGAGGUGCAAAUAUCAAAAAGAUCCGUGAAGAAUGCAGCACCAAGAUUGAUCUCCCAGCAGAGAAUAGCAAUUCGGAGACAAUUAUCAUUACAGGGAAAAGAGCCAACUGUGAAGCUGCUCGCAAUCGGAUUCUCUCCAUCCAAAAAGAGUUGGCUAACAUUGCAGAGGUGGAGGUCUCCAUCCCUUCCAAGCUGCACAACUCGCUCAUUGGUGCCAAAGGUCGUUUCAUCCGCUCCAUCAUGGAGGAAUGCGGUGGGGUUCACAUCCACUUCCCCACAGAAGGCUCCGGCAGCGAUACAGUCACCAUCAGGGGCCCUGCCCAGGACGUUGAAAAGGCCAAGAAACAGCUCCUACAACUGGCAGAAGAGAAGCAAACAAAGAGUUAUACUGUGGACUUGCGUGCCAAACCGGAGUACCACAAGUUCCUGAUUGGCAAAGGAGGCGGUAACAUUCGCAAGGUGCGUGAUAAUACUGGUGCCCGGAUUAUCUUCCCCACCUCAGAGGACAAAGAUCAGGAGCUGAUUACUAUCAUGGGAACAGAGGAAGCUGUCAAAGAGGCCCAGAAGGAGCUGGAAGUGCUCAUCAAGAACCUGGACAAUGUGAUUGAAGAUUCCAUGACGGUGGACCCUAAGCAUCACCGGCACUUUGUCAUCCGGAAAGGGCAGGUGCUACGGACCAUUGCAGAGGAGUAUGGGGGUGUGAUGGUCAGCUUUCCACGCCCUGGCACACAGAGUGACAAGGUCACCCUUAAAGGAGCAAAGGACUGUGUGGAAGCGGCAAAGAAGCGCAUCUUGGAGAUCAUUGAUGACUUGGAAGCCCAGGUGACAAUAGAAUGCACCAUUCUUCAGAAGUAUCACCGCUCUAUUAUGGGCCCCAAAGGUUCCAGGAUCCAGCAGAUCACCCGCGACCAUGGUGUUCAGAUCAAAUUCCCAGACCGGGAGGAGAACGUGGCUCCCACUGCAGAGUCGCCAGCCCAGGAGAAUGGCAAAGAGGGUGGAGAAGGGAAGGAGAACAAAGAAACAGAUCCUGGCUCCCCAAAGAAAUGUGAUACUAUCAUAAUCUCUGGUCGUCGAGAGAAGUGUGAGGCAGCAAAAGAAGCCCUGCAGGCACUGGUUCCAGUUACCAUUGAAGUAGAAGUUCCUUUCGACCUUCAUCGUUUCAUCAUUGGUCAGAAGGGCGUUGGAAUCAGGAAAAUGAUGGACGAGUUUGAGGUGAACAUCCAAGUCCCUGCCCCAGAGCUUCAGUCUGACAUCAUCUCUAUCAGUGGGCUUGCUACUAACCUGGACCGUGCCAAGGCCAGACUUCUUGAGAGGGUGAAGGAGCUGCAAGCUGAGCAAGAGGAUCGGGCUUUGCGAAAUUUUAAGCUGACUGUUGCUGUGGAGCCCAGAUACCACCCUAAAAUCAUUGGCAGGAAAGGGGCUGUGAUCACUCAAAUCCGCACAGAGCAUGAUGUCACCAUACAAUUUCCAGAUAAGGAUGAUGAAUCUCAGUCCCAGGAUCAGAUCACCAUCACUGGUUAUGAGAAGAAUACUGAAUCUGCCCGAGAUGCCAUCAUGAAGAUUGUUGGUGAAUUGGAGCAGAUGGUAUCUGAGGACAUCACUCUGGACCAUCGUGUUCACGCCCGCAUUAUCGGAGCGCGGGGGAAAGCCAUCCGCAAGAUCAUGGAUGAGUUCAAGGUGGACAUCCGCUUCCCCCAGAGUGGAGCUGCUGAUCCAAAUUGUGUGACUGUGACUGGACUCCCUGAGAAUGUGGAGGAAGCCAUUGAUCAUAUCCUGAACCUGGAGGAGGAAUAUCUGGCAGAUGUGGUGGACAAUGAGGCAAUGCAAGUCUACAUGAAACCACCUGCUCAUGGGGAAGCUAAGGCUGCAUCAAAGGGAUUUGUGGUGAGAGAUGCCCCCUGGACACCAGGAAACACCGAGAAGGCCCCUGACAUGACCAGUUCUGAAGAUUUCCCAAGUUUUGGAGCUCAGGUGGCCCCCAAAACUCUACCUUGGGGUCCUAAGCGGUAAUAGCGUGGAAGCAGCAAUCUUGUCCAGCCACCUGCCACAAGGUUUCCUUUCUGAAUUCUGAUCUAGUGGCUGGAUCCAGUGCAGAUUGCCCAUGGGGGUCUCUUAAUGAAACUAGAGUGCUACCCCU